Messenger RNA from Leptopilina boulardi, 1409 nucleotides. RefSeq lists its product as uncharacterized. The record is from RefSeq and is a predicted model, not a curated record. The transcript has 6 exons. Bases 249 to 1100 code for a protein of 283 amino acids. NCBI's taxonomy places the organism in Eukaryota, Metazoa, Arthropoda, Insecta, Hymenoptera, Figitidae.
UAAAAAAAAACGAUGAUUUUGGAAAGUUAAAAACAUUUUUAAUAAUUAUAAUUUAAAAAAUAAUAAUCUAAAAUCGUAAAUAAAAAGAAAAUUGUUAAUUAUAUUAUUUUAUUUUUGAAAAAAUAUUUUUUAAAAACAGAAAAAAAUUCUUUGGAGUCUUAAAAUUUUGGAGAAAAAAAAAUUAUUUUUCCAGACUUGAGAAAAAGAGAGUAUAUAAGAAAUAGAAGGAAAUAAAAAUAAAAUAAGAAAUGACCGAAAGGGAAGUAAAGAACGAAAAUCCUUUCAAGGAUCAUAUCCUUGAAAAGCUUUUUGGAAAGAAAAAUUUCGACAGCAAGUCAGACGGAAUUUUCGCUAAUGGAUUCGAAAACCAGAACUCAAUUCUCCCGCCAAAUUCGCAUCAAAAAUUAAAAACUGAUUUUAAUAAAACAAAUUCUUCGACUGGAAUCGAAAUAUUAAAAAAUCACACUGUACCCGAAUAUUUGAAUGAUAAUGGAGAAAUAGAUGAAUUGAUGAAAAUUCCCGAAAAAAAUAAACGAAAUUUUAAAAGUAUGACAAUCGAUAGAAUGGGAAAAAUGCUCAAAUUCAAAUCGCCAAUGUCAAAUCAAUGUAAAUCAGAAUCGAAAAAUAACGAACAAAAUGAAAAUGAAACAACAAUUUUUUAUCCCAAUAAAUUAUCGUCAAAGGAAAAAACAAAUUCACUUGGUAGAGUUUUUAAAAUUAUUGAUAAAGAUAUUAAUCCAAGGAGAAUUUUUGGUUCAUCAUUGUCGUCAUCAAAAUUAUCGAAAUCAACGAAAAAAACAAAAUUCACAAAUGAUGAGAAAAAAUCAAAACAAGACGAUUCAAUUCGUCGUGCAUUUUCAAAAAUUAUUUCUCAAUUGAAAGGUCGUUCAAAAAGUGAAAAGACACCGGCCGAGCCAAAUAUUCGUAUUCCCAACGAAGACGAGGUAAAAUCGAAAGAUUCUCAGCCAACAGCGUCAAGGACAGCUUUAGCGACGAGGAUUAUUUCCAGCCUUUCAAGCUCUCCGUCUAGAUUAUCGGCCAUAAAAAAGUCGACACCACUGACACACGAUCCAACUUCAUCGACAUCUGGAAUUCCAUAGCAUCGCUCACGUUUUUUCUUUUUUUUUUUUUUAUUAUUAUUAUUAUUAUUUUUUUUCUUUAUUUUGAAAAAUUACCUAUCGCCCAAGAAAUUUCAAUUCAUCACACCUGCCACCUUUAUAAAACAAGAAAAUAAAUUCUUGUAAUUUUUGGACAAUUUUUUUUUUAAUAUUUAAAUGAAAAAAAAAUAAUGAAAAUUGAAUUAGAAAAAAAAUUAAUUAACAAAAAUGAGCAAAAAAAAAGAUUUCUUUAAAAAUUUGUAAUUUUUUUUUUAUUUAAUAAAUAAAGUGAUUAUUUAUAUUUACAAACAA